Monoraphidium neglectum is the source of this 2760-nucleotide messenger RNA. RefSeq names its product chromatin remodeling complex subunit. NCBI's taxonomy places the organism in Eukaryota, Viridiplantae, Chlorophyta, Chlorophyceae, Sphaeropleales, Selenastraceae. The coding region runs from base 1 to 2760 and encodes 919 amino acids. Gene Ontology annotation, molecular function: DNA translocase activity; ATP binding; ATP-dependent chromatin remodeler activity. The record is from RefSeq and is a predicted model, not a curated record. The transcript is spliced from 11 exons.
AUGGAUCGCUCUAGGCGUGUCCAGGGUGAAUUCAAGCGCGGCACGGCCGCUGCCCUGCAGCAACUCGCUGCUGAGCGCGAGCGCCGCGUCGCCGUGGCCGCUGCGCACGCCGCUGCCGCUGCCGCGCACGCCGCAGAGGGCGACCCUUCCAUUGAGGAUAGCUCUGAUGAGGACCAGCCCCUGCUAUGGGGAGUGCGCGAAGCCCAGGACAAUCAUACCCUGACGGCAGGCUCCAAGGACAGCAGCAGCAGCCACGACCAAAGCGAAGAUAGUGAGGAUGACAGUGAUAGUGACCAUGCAGAGCGCGCAAAGCCCGAGCAGCCGGCGGCCAGGGGUGCGCCUGCAAGCACUAGCGGCCGGGCGCCGCCAGCGCUGCCGGCCAAGCCGCAGGUGCCGCUGCGGCGCCUCAUGCGCGGCGAUGGUUCGACACCAGCAAAGGCCGGACCGCCGUGGCGAGAGGCGGGCCUGAGUUCGUCGGGCGCGGCGGCCGCGACAGCGGCAGGCGUGGAUGGCCUCGAGUCGAUGCUGCAGGGUAUGCGUUUGGCAGGCGGCGGCGGCGGUCCCAGUGGAAGCGGCGGCAACGGCGGCACGCGCGCGCCAGGGCCGUCCCAGCAGCAACGCCGAGCCCCCAGCAGCAGCGGCAGCGCCGACGGGUCUGACGCCGAGAGCGACAGCAGCAGCGAGCGCGACGCCAGGCGCCCGCUGCGGCCGGCGGCGGCCGCGGCGGCCCCUGCUCCUGCGGGCGGAGCGUCUUCGGAGGACCUGGUGUUUGAGGGCGGCUUCCGGCUGCCCGGGCGCGUAGCCUCAAAGCUGUAUGCCCACCAAGUCGAGGGCGUGCGGUGGCUGUGGUCGCUGCACGCCGCGCGCAAGGGCGGGAUCCUGGCGGACGACAUGGGGCUCGGCAAGACGAUGCAGUGCGCAGCGUUCCUGGCGGGCAGCCUGGGCUCCGGCGCGGGGCGGCGCGCGCUGAUUGUUGCGCCGAAGACGCUGCUGGCGCACUGGGAGAAGGAGCUGGGGGCCUGCGGCAUGCGCAGCCGCACCCACCGCUUUUUCGGGUCGGGCGACGGCGAGCGCCAGGCGGCGCUGCGCGCGCUGACGUCGCGCGGGGGCGGCGUGCUGCUGACAACAUAUGGCAUGGUGCUCCACAACGCAGACGCUCUGGCGCGUGGCCUGGGGCGCAUCUCCGACGAUGAGGAGCGCGUAGAGGCCGGGGAGGGCGGCGGCCGGCUGCUGCCUUGGGAUUACCUAAUCUUGGACGAGGGGCACAAGGUCAAGAACCCGAGCAUGCAGCUGUCCCAGCGGCUGCGCUCCCUGUCAGCUCGCGUGCGCCUGAUCAUCAGCGGCACGCCCAUCCAGAACAACCUGUCUGAGAUGUGGGCGCUAUUUGACUUUGCGGUGCCGGGGCUGCUGGGGCCGCUCAGGGCGUUCAAGCUCGAGUUCGAGAAGCCCAUCCUGCUGGGCCAAGACCGUGACGCAUUCCCCUGGCAGCGCGAGGCCGGCGCCGCCAAGGCCGCCGAGCUGCGCCGCCGCACCGCGCCCUUCAUCAUCCGACGAGACAAGCGGGAGGUCCUCCCCGGCGCCGCCACCACCCCUGCCGCCGACGACGGCAAGCCCGCCACCGCCAGCGGCGCUGGCGCCGGUGCCAACGACAGGCCGCCGGCGGGUUUGGAAGCGGAGCGGCCGGGGGCCGAGGGGCAGCAGGCGUCGGCGAGGCCGCGGGUGGGGCGUAUGGGGCGCAAGGCGGACGUGGUGGUGUGGCUGAGGCUGGCGCCGCUGCAGCGCCAUAUCUACGAGGCCUUCCUCAACUCUGACCAAGUGCGCGCCGCGCUCAACAGCACUCGCAGCCCCCUGGCGGCCCUGAGCGUGCUCAAGAAGAUCUGCGACCACCCAGCGCUGCUGUCAAAGAAGGCCGCCAGCCUGGUGGUGGCGGCCGGCUCCCAGUGGGCAAAGGGUGGCAAGAGCGGCGGCUCAUGCUCGACCAGCAGCGCCGGGGGCGGCCGGAAGGGUGGCCCCGCGUCCAAGGGCCGUGCGCGCGAAUCCUUGGACAGCUUCAUCGUCGACGACGACGAGGCCAGCGGCAGUGACGACGCCAGCGACGCCGGGUGGCGGAGCGACGCGGAGUCCGCCUCGGACGCAGGCAGCGGGAGCAGCAGCAGCAGCGACGACGAAGCCGCCGGCGGCGGCAAGAGCAGAAAAAAGAAGGGCGCCGAGGCGCGGGCGCCGGAGGUUUCGGGGUUCAGCGACGAGUGGUGCGACUGGGCGGGGGAGGGGAGCGAGAUCGAGGGGCGGCUGGUGGCGGAUCUGCGGCAGCGGGGCGCUGAGGCAAGCUGCAAGAGCGCGUUUGUGUGCGCGCUGCUGGACGAGCUGGUGGGGGCGGGCCACAGGGUGCUCAUCUUCAGCCAGAGCAGGGUCAUGCUCGACAUAUUGCAGGCCGCUGUCGAGGCGCGCCGCCUGCCCUUCUGCCGCAUCGACGGCGGCGUCGUCAGCGCGGAGGCGCGGCAGGCAGAGGUGGAGCGCUUCCAGGCGGCCUCCAGCAAGAUCCCCGUGUUCCUGCUGACGUCACAGGUGGGCGGCCUGGGGCUGACGCUGACCGCGGCUGACCGCGUAGUCAUUGUGGACCCCUCUUGGAACCCUGCACAGGACAACCAGAGCGUCGACCGCGCGUACCGCAUCGGGCAGUCGCGGGACGUGGUGGUGUACCGCCUGGUGACGUGCGGUACGGUGGAGGAAAAGAUCUACAGGAAGCAGGUGCAUGAUUGA